AGUAGCAAAAAUAUCAAUUUUUUUUUUUAAAAAAAAUUAUGGGUCAUGUGCAUUGCAAUGGUAGCUUUGAAAGCCAAAGUAUAAAUUUUUUGCAAAUUUUAGGUAUGACAAGCGUGUCACCAGCUAAACCUACGGAACCACGACAAGUUUGUAAAAUUGUAUUGAAUGAUGAAAAAUCAGAGGACAAAAAAUUUAAUGGUACUAGCAAAAUUGAUGGAUGCUACCAAAUAGUAAUGUACUAUGAGAAUGUAGAAGAAGAGGAUCAUGAUUGGUCUAUAACUGGUUGGAUUGUUGAGUCACUAGCUAGGGCCUUGUUGGAUCAACCUUUACUAGCUGGUCGACUCAAAAAAGUUGACAAAAAUGGAUUUGAAAUUGUGUCCAAUGAUUCUGGCAUUAGACUCUUGGAGGCUCAAUAUUCUACCACUUUGUUUGAGUUUCUUGAGAUGAGUAAAAUGGAACGUGGUCAUCAUGAAGCUGAGCUUGUUUUUUGGAAUGAAAUUGAUGCACACUUUCCUCAGUUCUCUCCACUCUUUUAUGUUCAGGUGACCAACUUUAACUGUGGAGGAUACUCAAUUGGCAUUAGUUGUAGCCUCCUCUUGGCAGAUAUUUUUGCAAUUGAAAAAUUCCUUAAGAAAUGGGUACAAAUACACAACAUGUUACCCUCAUUAAUCUCAAAUAAAGAACUUGACACACCCAUAUUUAACCACCCUCGUAUGAAAAAACCCAAUAACCCCCCAUUUGAGGAUUUAAUUAGCCACACUAAAAGCAAAAACAAAGUUCAAAGUGUGGCAUUCAAAGUCACUACUAAGGAUGUAAAUUUUAGCAAAAAAUUGUGGAGGGAACUAGCCAUGCUUUGCAUUGAAGAAGUGGAACAAAAGCUAGACACAAAGAUGGGCUCUAGUUUUACUUUGGUUGUUAAAGAAUCCUUGAAGGUCAUUGAGGUAGAAAGUUUUACAAAGAAUGGAUACAUUAGGAAGGAAUUGGGCCUUAAUAAUGAAAUCAUUUGCACCACAUCAUGGAACGAUUUUGGACUUUAUGAGGUUGUUUUUCAUGAAAAAAAUAAGCCUGUCCAUGUUUCUUGUUGGAUUGGAUCGAUUCCUAAAGCAUGUGUCAUGGUAGUCCCAGAGGAGAAUGCAUGUGAUGUGAUCGUAGUUUCACCGAGUUAAAAGGAACUCGUGCUUGCAUGUGAUUAAAUAUAUGUUUGGAUCGAUCAACUGAGACAUAUAAAAUAUAUUUCUCAAUCGACCAAUUUAAACAAAAAUUAAUAGCUUUUUGAGAAAACAUGAAAUAAAAGACAGAACUCACUCAAACGAAAUAUUUGAUCGCGUAUUAAUAGUGGUUUUAAAGUAUCUAAAUCGUUUAAUAGUUAGAUAAUAUUUUUAAGUAUAAUAAUAAGUUGGUAGUUUCAGUAGGAAAAAUUAGUAGCAAUAUAUUUGUAGACUAAAUUUUGUGUGUGGAAGGUCUAGUAAUAUAUUUAUAACAAUAUUUUGUCUUUGA
This is a messenger RNA of Cicer arietinum (chickpea), 1497 nucleotides long. Its product is annotated as anthranilate N-benzoyltransferase protein 1. Gene Ontology annotation, molecular function: acyltransferase activity, transferring groups other than amino-acyl groups. Lineage: Eukaryota; Viridiplantae; Streptophyta; Magnoliopsida; Fabales; Fabaceae. The record is from RefSeq and is a predicted model, not a curated record.